Molecule: messenger RNA, 2947 nt
Organism: Cinara cedri
Lineage: Eukaryota; Metazoa; Arthropoda; Insecta; Hemiptera; Aphididae
Source: the annotation of a GenBank genome assembly
AUGAGUGAUCAGAGGAUGCUUUAUGAACCCGGUACUUUAGUUUGGAUGAAAGUGUUCAAUCGUGUAUGGUGGCCAGGAAAAGUUGUUGAUCCCAUGACUGCACCAAAAGAACUGCAAUAUUCUCCUAAUAGUAAGAAGAGUAUUAUUGCUAUGGUGCAUUUUGAAAGGGAUGAUGUAUAGUAAGUUUAAAUUAGAAUAAAAUUGUAUUUUUAAUAUUUAUAUGGGCAUUAUAACAUUUGGAUAAUAUAACAUUAGCCAUUACAUUACCUAAGGCCUUUUGAAUGAUGUCAAUAAACAUAUAAAACUAAAUUAAUAGUUCAGUAGAUUAGAUCUAUGAAAUACAUGGUUUUAUAACCUAUUGUAUUUUGUAUUUAUUAUUUUAAGUUGCAUUUCCAUGUAUUUCAAAUUUCAUAACAUGUUAAAUUUUUAUCAUAAAAUCAGUAUAAUAAUAAUCAAAUAUUUGUAUGCUACUAUAUACUUAGGUUAAUAGUGCCUAUACAUGGUGUCCCACAAAGAUAUUACCUGUUGUAAUAUUUCCAGAUAUAAUAAAUAUAAUCAAAUUCUGUAUUUUUUAAUUACUCAUUGGGAUAUAGACUAUAAAUAUUUAUACUGCAAUUCAUUUUUUAUGUUAUGGUAAAAAAACUAAAAAAAAUAACUUUAUUUUAUUAUUUUUGAUCAAUUUGAGUAUAGCCAUUUUAUAGAGAUUAUUCUAAAUGAUUAUUAUUAUUACAACUAAUUGACUGUACACUUCUUUUCUCUGAACUUUUAAAAAAUAUUAAAAAUCAAAAUUUUCAAAAGAAAUAAAUUAUAUUAAUUUCUAUUUUCAAAUUAUCCAAAAAUAAUAAAAUAAAUUUUUUUUAGUUAUCUUUAUUAUCUCUGGAGAUACUACAAUUGGUAUAACCUGUAUAGAAGACAUAUAAAAAUGUUUGUUGUUAUUUAAAAUCACUCCUGGUGUAUUGGGUAAUGCUAAAAUUAUGUGGUUACAAAUAAAUAUUUAAACACUAUCCAAAAUUAAUGGCUAAUGAUCAUUCAAAUGUUGACAUUACUUUAAAAAUAUCCAUAUAAGUAAUUAUGUUUUAUUGUAUUAAUAGUGAUGUUGUUAUUAACUCAGACAAGGUGGCCUUAUAUUCUUGUUCAAAAAAGAUGGAGUUUUUGGAAAAAGGAUACUGUAAGUAUUUUAAUGUCAACGAUGUACUGAUGAUGUUACUAUUGAUUUAAAUGAAUUGUAUUUGUUACAGCAUUGUACUUAAAACAAAAACGAAGCUCAAAUAAUAAAAAUGCCUAUAUGACGCACUUUGUAGAAGAUGUUUUACAAUUUGAAAAGGAAAUAAAUGGUGAUAUUAAUAUUUUUAAAAAUUUUGAAGAAAAUGAAGGUGAACAUGCAACACCUUCUAUAGAACCUUUAAAUGACCAUUGUGAUUCAUCUAAACAAAUUAAAAAAAAGGACACUAUUAAAAAGUCUCAAGAAAUGUUAAAUAAACCUGGUACCUCAGCAGUUCCAAAAAAGUCUGUUAUGCAAUUUCCUGUUCCUGUUCCAUAUUCACAGCUUAGUAGUAUUAGGUUUCCCAAAGUAAAGAGAGUUAUUAAAAGAAAGCCAAAAGCAAGUUCAAAGAAGAAAUCUGGUCCAAUAUAUCAAGUUCGUAAAUUACCUGCUUCACCACCAAGUUGUUAUGGUCAAUAUUUUACUUGUCAUUUAAAAAAGGAAUGCAAAUUUACAACAAAUCGGUAUGUGGUACUUAAACGUCAUCUAGCUUUGUGUAAGACAACUGUGGAAGAUGAAACUAAAAAUGAAUUUAAUACACAAACAUCAAUUAAAAGAAAAAGUACAACAAACCAAAAAGACCCUAAAAAAUUAAAAGUGUCUGAUGAACUUUUGGAAAACUGCGAUGGUAGAAAAUAUCGAGACUAUAAUUCUUCAAAUGACCCAGAACCAGGUUCCACAGUCUUUACUGAAAAUAAGAAGGAGAAUGAAAUUCAAAAAAGUGAUGAGAAUGCUACUGAAAAUAUGAACGCUUUUGAAAAUUCAGGAACAAUUGAAAACAUAGAUAUUCAAAAGGAACAUUUCAAUCAUGAUGCAUCAAACAAAAAUGACACUAAAAAAUUAAAAAUUCAAGAUAAACUUUUGGAAGACAGUGAUUAUGAAGAACAUGAAGACAAUAAUUCUUCAAAUAAUGACACAGAACCAGGGUCCACCAUAUAUCUUGAAAAUAAUGAGGAAAAUUUGAAUAUAGUUUGUGAUGAAAAUGCUACUGAAAAUAUGGAUAAUUUUGAAAACACAGAAACUUUUCAAGAAGACUGUGGUCCUGGAUUGUCUAAAGUAAAUUCAAUGAAAUCCGGUCCUUCAACAGUUCCAAUAAACCCUGUUCGAAAAUUGGCUGUACUUGAGAAACCAAAAAGUUGUUUUGGUGAUUAUUUUACUUGUCAAUUAAAAGCGGAAUGCAAUUUUAGAACAAAACGGUAUGAGAUUCUUAAACGUCAUAUGGCUGUUUGUAAGACAGCUGUGGGAUAUGAAACUCAAAAUGAAUAUAAUACACAAACAUCAAACAAAAAAAAGAAUUCAACAAAUCAAAGCCCCACUAAACAAGUAAUAAUGUUUGAUGAACUUUUGGAAGAAUGGAAUGAUGACAAUUGUAAAAAAAAUCGUCAUAAUUUUCACAAAAAACAAGGUUCAACCAUAUUUACUGAAAACAAAAAGAAGAAAUUGAUAGUUAUUGAUUUGGAUGAUGAAAUUAAAAAAAAUGAUGAGAAUGCUAUUAAAAAUUUGGACAUUUUGGAAAAUUCAGAAACUAUUGAAAAUGUUGAUAUUCAAAGAGAAGAUUUUAAUCAUGGUAAUAGUUCUGGUGAUCCAAAUAUUAUUGAAAAAUUGAUGGAAGAACUUGUAAGUAUAGUUGAACAAGAUUUAAAUUCCGAUUGGGGAAUUGCUGAUUCUGAAACCAAUGAUAAUUAA